AUGAAGAUGUAUUACUCAGGCUGCAACCUUGUGCUUACGCUCAUCGUGGCCUUGCUUUGUGGCCAGAGCAAAGGCAUUUGGCCCUUCACAUCUGUUCACGCGACUCCUGAUUCGCAGGACAUUGUUUACCCAGAUGCAAACGCCAAAAGAGUUGCAAUUAUUGGCGCUGGAGCGGCUGGAUCCUCCACAGCAUAUUACUUGCAACAAUUCGCCUCCGAAUCCGGGCUCUCACUCAACAUCACAGUCUUUGAGCGCUCAUCCUAUGUAGGCGGCCGUUCAACCACCGUCAAUGCAUAUGGAAACCUUCUGGAGCCCGUCGAACUCGGCGCAAGUCUUUUCGUUGAGGCCAACCCAAUUUUGAAGAACUCAAGCGAAGCUCUUGGCCUUAAACCCAAGGAAUCAACACCCGAAACAGAUGGUGGAGAACUUCUUGGUAUCUGGGAUGGCAAAGAAUUUGUGUACAAGCAGAAAGAAAGUGGGUGGUACUACUGGGAUGUUACCAAACUUUUGUGGAAGUAUGGACUUGCCCCUAUUCGAACCCAGCGCUUGGUGAAGGACGUUUCCGCCAAGCUCCUCAAGCUUUAUGAAUAUCCCUUCUUUCCUUUCAGGUCCUUGUCCGAUAGGGCUCUGGACUUGGGUCUCACACCUGUGACUUCAAUGACUGGAGAGCAAUUCCUGGCAGCUAAUAAUAUCGGGUCCAAAUUUGCUACCGACAUCAUCCAAGCCACUACUCGAGUCAACUAUGGACAAAAUCUCAACCUGAUCCAUGGUCUUGGAUCAAUGGUCUGCAUGGCUGUCGAAGGAGCAAUGCAAAUCCAAGGCGGCAACUGGCAAAUCUUCGCGGGCAUGCUCAACGCCUCCAACGCCUCCACCCUCCUCAACACAGCCGUAACCUCCAUCUCAAAAUCAAAAUCGAAAUACUCGCUCAAAACCAGCACCACUGACUCUCUCACUGGUAAUCUGUCAACGAACGAAGAAUCAUUCGACACCAUCAUCCUCGCCGCACCCCUCCAAUUCUCGCAACUCGCUCUCGCCGACGGCCUCAUCAAACACGUCCCCGACGAAAUCCCCUACGUAACGCUCCACGUAACACUCUUCACCUCCCCCCACGCAAUAAACCAAACAUUUCUCAACCUAUCACCGAAAGACGAAGUCCCUUCCUCGAUCUUGACUACCCUCCCGAAAGACGCCCCACUAUCAGAGAAACUAGAAGAUAGUGUUGGCUCACCGGGCUUCUUUAGCAUUUCGACUUUACGAACCGUGGUAAACCCUGAGACGUUGGAGAAAGAACAUCUCUAUAAGAUCUUUUCGCCGAAAGCUGUUACUUCGUCUUUCCUCUCUGAAAUACUGAACGUUCACGACCUCACAACCAUCAACUCCCACUCCCCAGUAACCUGGUUCCACCCCCACAAAUGGUUCUCCUACCCCUACCUCUUUCCACGCAUCACCUUCGAAGACCCCGAGCUAGCACGAGGUUUCUACUACACAAGCGGGAUGGAGAGUUUCAUCAGCACGAUGGAGACGAGUGCGCUGAUGGGGAAGAAUGUUGCGCGGCUAGUUGUGGAUGAUUAUUUGAAUAUUUUUGGAGCAGGAGAAGGCGAGCAGAAGGUCGUUAAAGGGGAGCUGUGA
Hyaloscypha bicolor E is the source of this 1629-nucleotide messenger RNA. Its product is annotated as Prenylcysteine oxidase. Gene Ontology annotation, biological process: prenylcysteine catabolic process; prenylated protein catabolic process. The record is from RefSeq and is a predicted model, not a curated record. Bases 1 to 1629 code for a protein of 542 amino acids. The transcript has 4 exons. Gene Ontology annotation, molecular function: prenylcysteine oxidase activity. NCBI's taxonomy places the organism in Eukaryota, Fungi, Ascomycota, Leotiomycetes, Helotiales, Hyaloscyphaceae.